AUGCCGGUGUCACCCUGGAUCCAUGCCGCCUGGGCCAUUCCCGCACUUCCCCUGGGCCUGUGGUGCGUCUUCCUCGCGCUCGGCUCGACGCCCUUCUUCCAGAGGCAUUUUCUGUACGCCCACAAGAUCAAGCCGUUCUGGCAGGAUGCCAACAAGCCCGAGAAAUGGGGGUUUGCAAAGAACCAGGUCGUCCCCUUUUUGGUGACUACCGAAGACGGCGAGCAGAUCUACGCCUGGCACGUCCUCCCUCUCCGGCUGUAUGCCAAGCAUGAACGCAGACUUGCUGCUCAGCCGGGCGGCUUCAGCGACGAUGUCACAGCCACGGAAAACUUCAAACUCUUGAAGGACGAUCCAGAGGCCAAGCUGAUCCUGUACUUCCACGGUAACGCAGGCCACCUCCCCAACGCCAUCCGCGCCCCCUCCUUCCACACCUUCACAGACACCUCCCCCUACCACCUCAUCGCCAUCGACUACCGCGGCUUCGGCCGCUCCACCGGCUCCCCCUCCGAGGCCGGCCUCCUCGCCGACGCCACCGCCAUCGUCGACUUCGCCAUCCGCACCGCCGGCGUCUCCCCGCGCCGCAUCGUCCUGCUGGGCCAGAGCCUCGGCACCGCCGUCACCGCCGCCGUCGCCGAGCGCUACGCCCGCGCCGACGAGGGCGUCGACUUUGCCGCCGUCGUCCUCGUCGCCGGCUUCAGCAGCCUGCCGACCAUGCUCUCGGGCUACGCCAUCGCCGGCUGGGUCCCCGUCCUGCGGCCCCUGACCUGGGCGCCGGCGCUGCUGCGCGCCAUGGCGCGCCUCGUCGUCGACAAGUGGCCCUCGGCCGAGCGGCUGCGCAGGACGGUCGCCGCCGUCAAGGCCCGCGGCGGCCGGCUGCGGCUGAGCCUCGUGCACGCCAGGGACGACUGGGACAUCCCGUGCCACGAGGACGACAAGAUGUUUGCGCAGGCCGUGCGGGGAUUGCUCGAUGGCGAUGGUGAUGAAGAUGACGCUGAGCAGGAGGAGGUGGACGACCAGAAGCUGCUGGAGAUGAAGGACAAGCGCACUAUCGGCAAGGGCAAGGAUGCGUUUGUCGCCGAGUGGAGGGAAGGGGAUAUUGUGAUUAGGCAAGAGCUUUAUCCGUAUGGAGGUGAGUUGGGCAUGCUGUAG
Molecule: messenger RNA, 1149 nt
Organism: Thyridium curvatum
Lineage: Eukaryota; Fungi; Ascomycota; Sordariomycetes; Thyridiales; Thyridiaceae
Exons: 5
Coding region: 1-1149 (382 amino acids)
Source: RefSeq, a predicted model, not a curated record